CAUUCCUCGGCAGACUGGUGCUUCAACACUAUUUUAAGUGAUGAUUCAAUAAUGACAAUGUUACAUUGCUUCAACUUAUCGUGAAAAUACUAGACCAGUCUUGUGUACAUUACAAAGUUCGUGAGUGAGCUGAGAGGGGAACAAGUGGCCGACUGACGUUACACUUCUUUCAAAGAAAAACAUUCUGUUGAUUUCUUGUGUAUGUAAUUCAACACACUAUUCAGAAGAAUAUUUAUUGGCUCUUCUAUUGUGCUGUGAAAGGAACGAUAUCAUGAUUCUCUUGUUUCUCCCUGCCUUGUUCCACUACGAUUGACGCUCGCUUUGCUUUACAACCGGGGCCUUGCGGUCCGAGUAGCCAAGACACGCAUGCACGGAGAAGUGCGUGGAAUACCAGUUGCAUGAAUCAUAACACCACCACCAACGGGAGUUAGAUGAUUGGAUGGGCGUGCUCUGGCGAAGGAGCUGGUCCGCUGACAUAGCUGCAGCAGAAUCGCGGAUGUGCUAUUUGUAGCUGAGUGCUACAACUUACGGAGGUUCAUCAUCAUGUCGCUUAUGCGACGAUCACAAAAAACUUUUACUGUUAGAGUCCAGACUCUGGAUGCCGAAUUAGAAUUCAGCAUUGAUGUGAAGACUACUGGACGCCAAUUAUUUGACUUGGUGUGUCGUACUAUAGGAUUAAGAGAGACUUGGUAUUUUGGACUGCAAUAUGAGGAUUCUAAACGCUAUAUCGCAUGGCUCAAAAUGGACAAGAAGGUCCAAGAACAGAGUAUACCUAAAGAGGAGCCUGUUUCAUUCCUGUUCCUGGCCAAGUUCUAUCCUGAGGAGGCCUUUGAGGAGCUCAUCCAGGAAAUCACUCAACAUCUAUUCUUCCUCCAAGUCAAGCAGCUGAUACUUAACGAGGAGAUAUACUGUCCUCCGGAGGCCUCGGUGCUACUAGCCUCCUAUGCGGUCCAGGCAAAGUACGGUGACUACGAAGCUCAUGUCCAUCAGCGUGGUUUCCUUGCCAACGAGGAGCUGCUUCCUGGGAGGGUCAUAAGUCAAUUUGACAUGUCACCUAGCCAAUGGGAGGAAAGAAUCACAGCGUGGUAUGCUGAACAUGAAGGUCUCCUCAGAGAUGAGGCAGAAAUGGAAUACCUGAAAAUAGCCCAAGAUCUUGAAAUGUAUGGUGUCAGCUACUUUGAAAUCAAGAAUGAGAAAGGAACAAGCCUGAAUUUGGGAGUGGAUGCUACCGGUCUCAAUAUCUAUGAGCUUGACAACAAACUUGUACCAAAGAUAUCUUUCCCGUGGAGUGAAAUUAGAGAUAUAUCAUUUAGAGAUAAAAAGUUUACAAUAAAACCUACUGCAAAGAAAUCACCAAAUUUUUGCUUCAUCUCGCCAAAGCUACGAAUGAACAAACUUAUUCUUGAUCUUUGUGUUGGUAACCAUGAGCUCUUCAUGCAGAGAAGAAGAGCAGAUUCGAUGGAAGUACAGCAGAUGAAAGCUCAGGCAAGGGAAGAGAAAGCCAAGAGACAUAUUGAGAGAGAGAAGUUAAUUCAAGAGAGACAUCUCCGGCAGAAGGCAGAGCAGGAGAAGGAAGAGUUAGAGAAACAGCUUCGCCAUUUCCAAGAGGAGUCCCAGUUAGCUCACGAUGCGUUGGUGAGAUCAGAAGAGACGGCUGAGCUCCUGAAUGAAAAGGCUCAAGUAGCAGAAGAAGAAGCCAUGUUAUUAGCUCAGAAAGCCGACCAGGCUGAGAGAGAAAUCCAAGCUAUUAGAGUAGAAGCCAUCAAGACUGCAGAAGAGAAACGUUUGAUGGAGAUGAAGGCUCAUGAGGCUGAGUUCAUGGCUUUUCGGCUUGCAGAAGAGUCACAGCAAAGGAGUUUAGAAGCAGAAGAGUUAAAGCAACAGUUGUUCAAUGCAAGGCUGGCUGAAAAGGAGGCAAAGGAGAAGCUCAUACACAUCUCAACAAGAUCUCUUGUUCCGCAUUUAGAACGUAGCCAGAGCUCCCUGAGUAACGAACUAGCAGCACUCCAGCUGGAUCCUGAGCUCAGCUCUGGGGACAUGGACAUGAUGGAGGAUGUAGACGUGGAGAAACUCUCCAAGGACAUUGAAGAGAACCGGGUGGACUACCUGGAAAGAUCCAAACACCUCAAGAUGCAGCUUAAUGAACUCAAAUCAGAGAUUGAAGUCUUGAAGGUGGAGGAGAAACAAACUCAGCUGGAUCGGAUCUAUAAUGAGGUGAACAGUCGGGGCGAGAACAAGAAGACGACUCUGAGUAAGAUUAGCAAGGGUUCAACCAAAGCAAGGGUAGCCUUCUUUGAAGAGCUGUAAUGUAGUGGAUGAUCUGUGAAUCAACAUGAUGUGCAUUAUUGUCGUCAAGAAAUCAGAAAGAUCUUCAGCGGUGGUUCCCUAAUGCUCAGUUGCGUUCUUUGAAGUGUUGUGAUUAAGUGAGUAAUCCAAGGGUAAUUGUGAAUCAGCAUGUUUGUGUCAUUUUCCUCGGGGAUUCAGCAAUGGCUCUUAGGAUCAGUUGCCACCUUUCAAGAAUGUCCGGCAAAGGUUUCUCAACAUUCGGUCAUCUUCUUUGAAGUAUGACUAGAGGAUAACCUGACAUAUUUCCAUCAUUGUUGGAAAAUCAGCAAGGUCUCCUGCGAUGAUUCCUCAAGGCUCAAUUGCCUUUUUAGGCUAAAAAGACUUGAGAAAGUUAUCAACGUUUGCUACAAGGUGUGCAUCACCAUCUUUGAUGAGAAAUUAUGGAGCAGCUACAACAAUAAAAAAUGUGCUCUCUUUUUACCUAAAUCAACUAUAAUUUCAAUAAAUAUAAGGUCCUCUAUCGAGGAUCAAUGGAUAGAUGAUGGAGGACAUGAUAGUGAAUCCAGAAUGUCUGCUACUUCACUCUCCUUCAGGGAGAUUUUUUGAAAGUUUUGUCCCCAAUAUCACCAACAGAUGUUUACUCCAGAUCCUUGCAUGUGAUUGACUGAGAGCAACUUGGUGAAAAUCCCUGACCAAACUUUUCAUGAAACGCUCCCUAGGUCAGUAAGAGUUAAACCAUCAUAUUUGGGUCCUGUUACACAAAUCAAGUUACAAGAUAAAAUCAAUUGUACAAUUAGGGGUAACUGUAUUCCUAGCACACACACCAUAUACAAAAAGGAUGCAAUCAGUCGUAAAUUUGACUAUAACUUUUUUCUGUUACACCCCCAUUCUGUUCAUAUUUCUGAAGAAAAAAAAUCACAGUAACACAUUAAUUGGCUGGAAGAAGAAAGUAAACUUCUAAGAAGUUCACCAAUGUUUAGUUGAGCAUUGUUCAGUCUUUCAUUGCUCUGCCCUCAUUGCAACAUUGGUAUGGUUGGCAUCCUGUUUCAGCUUUGGUCACAAGUCAUGUACCUCCUUGUUUGUGUGUAGUUUGUUACUUUUAUAUGAAACCCUUGAAAUGCAUACACAAGGUUGCACAUUUUUAUCAAGCAUGCUUAACAUGAUGCAUGUGUAAGGUGUUCGGAUAAACGCAACCGACACAUGCAGCCAUCAUACUUAAUUCAUAUACUUCUUACAUGGAACAACAUGAGAAGGUCAUUUGAACUCCAUGCUUCAAAACUAAGGAAUGGCAUAUGUAGCAAGUUGAAAACAUUGAUUGUGCCUUGAAAAUGGGAUGCUGUACAUUCUCAAGAUUUCUCAGAGGGUUAUGAUAUCUGUGUAAAGACUCAGGAGAAGAUGCAGACGGGUGUACGGCUACGAUUACAAAAACCCAAGUCUUACAGAUAACAGAAAUCCGCUUUAAGUCAC
This is a messenger RNA of Lytechinus variegatus (green sea urchin), 3753 nucleotides long. Its product is annotated as merlin-like. The record is from RefSeq and is a predicted model, not a curated record. Gene Ontology annotation, molecular function: cell adhesion molecule binding; actin binding. Bases 544 to 2307 code for a protein of 587 amino acids. Gene Ontology annotation, biological process: regulation of organelle assembly; positive regulation of protein localization to early endosome; positive regulation of early endosome to late endosome transport. Gene Ontology annotation, cellular component: cytoskeleton; plasma membrane; adherens junction. The transcript is spliced from 13 exons. Lineage: Eukaryota; Metazoa; Echinodermata; Echinoidea; Temnopleuroida; Toxopneustidae.